AUACGCGGCGCCGGCGAGUGCGUCGAGCUCGCCGCGGACCCAAGAUGGCGGCGUGUGGACGUGUACGGAGGAUGUUCCGCUUGGCGGCGGCGCUGCAUCUGCUGCUCCUAGCUGCGGCCGGGGCCGAGAAACUCCCCGGCCAGGGCGUCCACAGCCAGGGCCAGGGUCUCGGGGCCAACUUUGUGCCCUUCGUAGGGCAGGCCGGAGGCGGCGGCCCGGCGGGUCAGCAGCUGCCCCAGCUGCCUCAGUCAUCGCAGCUCCAGCAGCAACAGCAGCAGCAACCGCAGCAGCAGCAGCAACAGCAACAGCAGCCUCAGCCGCCGCAGCCGCCUUUCCCGGCGGGUGGGCCUCCGGCCCGGCGGGGAGGGGCGGGGGCUGGUGGGGGCUGGAAGCUGGCGGAGGAAGAGUCCUGCAGGGAGGACGUGACUCGCGUGUGCCCCAAGCACACCUGGAGCAACAACCUGGCGGUGCUCGAGUGCCUGCAGGAUGUGAGGGAGCCUGAAAAUGAAAUUUCUUCAGACUGCAAUCAUUUGUUGUGGAAUUAUAAGCUGAACCUAACUACAGAUCCCAAAUUUGAAUCUGUGGCCAGAGAGGUUUGCAAAUCUACUAUAACAGAGAUUAAAGAAUGUGCUGAUGAACCAGUUGGAAAAGGUUACAUGGUUUCCUGCUUGGUGGAUCACCGAGGCAACAUCACUGAGUAUCAGUGUCACCAAUACAUUACCAAGAUGACGGCCAUCAUUUUUAGUGAUUACCGUUUAAUCUGUGGCUUCAUGGAUGACUGCAAAAAUGACAUCAACAUUCUGAAAUGUGGCAGUAUUCGGCUUGGAGAAAAGGAUGCACAUUCACAAGGUGAGGUGGUAUCAUGCUUGGAGAAAGGCCUGGUGAAAGAAGCAGAAGAAAGAGAACCCAAGAUUCAAGUUUCUGAACUCUGCAAGAAAGCCAUUCUCCGGGUGGCUGAGCUGUCAUCGGAUGACUUUCACUUAGACCGGCAUUUAUAUUUUGCUUGCCGAGAUGAUCGGGAGCGUUUUUGUGAAAAUACACAAGCUGGUGAAGGCAGAGUGUAUAAGUGCCUCUUUAACCAUAAAUUUGAAGAAUCCAUGAGUGAAAAGUGUCGAGAAGCACUCACAACCCGCCAAAAGCUGAUUGCCCAGGAUUAUAAAGUCAGUUAUUCAUUGGCCAAAUCCUGUAAAAGUGACUUGAAGAAAUACCGGUGCAAUGUGGAAAACCUUCCGCGAUCACGUGAAGCCAGGCUCUCCUACCUGCUAAUGUGCCUGGAGUCAGCUGUACACAGAGGGCGACAAGUGAGCAGUGAGUGCCAGGGGGAGAUGUUGGAUUACCGACGCAUGUUGAUGGAAGACUUUUCUCUGAGCCCUGAGAUCAUCCUAAGCUGUCGGGGGGAGAUUGAACACCAUUGUUCCGGAUUACAUCGAAAAGGGCGGACCCUACACUGUCUGAUGAAAGUAGUUCGAGGGGAGAAGGGGAACCUUGGAAUGAACUGCCAGCAGGCGCUUCAAACACUGAUUCAGGAGACUGACCCUGGUGCAGAUUACCGCAUUGAUCGAGCUUUGAAUGAAGCUUGUGAAUCUGUAAUCCAGACAGCCUGCAAACACAUAAGAUCCGGAGACCCAAUGAUCUUGUCGUGCCUGAUGGAACAUUUAUACACAGAGAAGAUGGUAGAAGACUGUGAACACCGUCUCUUAGAGCUGCAGUAUUUCAUCUCCCGGGAUUGGAAGCUGGACCCUGUACUAUACCGCAAGUGCCAGGGAGACGCUUCUCGUCUUUGCCACACCCACGGUUGGAAUGAGACCAGUGAAUUUAUGCCUCAGGGAGCUGUGUUCUCUUGUUUAUACAGACACGCCUACCGCACUGAGGAACAGGGAAGGAGGCUCUCACGGGAGUGCCGAGCUGAAGUCCAAAGGAUCCUACACCAGCGUGCCAUGGACGUCAAGCUGGAUCCUGCCCUCCAGGAUAAGUGCCUGAUUGAUCUGGGAAAAUGGUGCAGUGAGAAAACAGAGACUGGACAGGAGCUGGAGUGCCUCCAGGACCAUCUGGAUGACUUGGUGGUGGAAUGUAGAGAUAUAGUUGGCAACCUCACUGAGUUAGAAUCAGAGGAUAUUCAAAUAGAAGCCUUGCUGAUGAGAGCCUGUGAGCCCAUAAUUCAGAACUUUUGCCACGAUGUGGCAGAUAACCAGAUAGACUCUGGGGACCUGAUGGAGUGUCUGAUACAGAACAAACACCAGAAGGACAUGAACGAGAAGUGUGCCAUCGGAGUCACCCACUUCCAACUGGUGCAGAUGAAGGAUUUUCGGUUUUCUUACAAGUUUAAAAUGGCCUGCAAGGAGGACGUGUUGAAGCUUUGCCCAAACAUAAAAAAGAAGGUGGACGUGGUGAUCUGCCUGAGCACGACUGUGCGCAACGACACUCUGCAGGAAGCCAAGGAGCACAGAGUGUCCCUGAAGUGCCGCAGGCAGCUCCGCGUGGAGGAGCUGGAGAUGACGGAGGACAUCCGCCUCGAGCCAGAUCUAUAUGAAGCCUGCAAAAGUGACAUCAAAAACUACUGUUCCACUGUGCAAUAUGGCAAUGCUCAGAUUAUUGAAUGUCUGAAAGAAAACAAGAAGCAGCUAAGCACCCGCUGCCACCAGAAAGUAUUUAAGCUGCAGGAGACAGAGAUGAUGGACCCAGAGCUAGACUACACCCUCAUGAGGGUCUGCAAGCAGAUGAUAAAGAGGUUCUGUCCAGAAGCAGAUUCUAAAACCAUGUUGCAGUGCUUGAAGCAAAAUAAAAACAGUGAAUUGAUGGAUCCCAAAUGCAAACAGAUGAUAACCAAGCGCCAGAUCACCCAGAACACAGAUUACCGCUUAAACCCCAUGCUAAGAAAAGCCUGUAAAGCUGACAUUCCUAAAUUCUGUCACGGUAUCCUGACUAAGGCCAAGGAUGAUUCAGAAUUAGAAGGACAAGUCAUCUCUUGCCUCAAGCUGAGAUAUGCUGACCAGCGCCUGUCUUCAGACUGCGAAGACCAGAUCCGAAUCAUUAUCCAGGAGUCCGCCCUGGACUACCGCCUGGAUCCUCAGCUCCAGCUGCACUGCUCAGACGAGAUCUCCAGUCUAUGUGCUGAAGAAGCAGCAGCCCAAGAGCAGACAGGUCAGGUGGAGGAGUGCCUCAAGGUCAACUUGCUCAAGAUCAAAACAGAAUUAUGUAAAAAGGAAGUGUUAAACAUGCUGAAGGAAAGCAAAGCAGACAUCUUUGUUGACCCGGUACUUCAUACUGCUUGUGCCCUGGACAUUAAGCACCACUGUGCAGCCAUCACCCCUGGCCGCGGGCGUCAAAUGUCCUGUCUCAUGGAAGCACUGGAGGAUAAGCGGGUGAGGUUACAGCCCGAGUGCAAAAAGCGCCUCAAUGACCGGAUUGAGAUGUGGAGUUACGCAGCAAAGGUGGCCCCAGCAGAUGGCUUCUCUGAUCUUGCCAUGCAAGUAAUGACAUCUCCAUCUAAGAACUACAUUCUCUCUGUGAUCAGUGGGAGCAUCUGUGUAUUAUUCCUGAUUGGCCUGAUGUGUGGACGGAUCACCAAGCGAGUGACACGAGAGCUCAAGGACAGUGGGUUCCAGAAGCCAACUGAUUGUCCCCCUGCCAAGUCACCAAGGGAAGCCGCGCUUAGUCCCCUCGCUCCUGCUCGUAGGGUCUUCCUGAUUGUCCACAGCUGUCUGGGAUGCUUCAGUCUCCUAAAACUGGAAACGCAGGGUGCGAGCAGCACACACUGCUUCCUGCCACUGCCAGCUGGACUGAGCGGCCCGAGAGUCUCUGCAGGUUCCCCUGGGGGCUGGGGGCCGCUGAGGCCUAAUAUCAAGAGCCAGGAAUGUCAUGUACAUGCAGGUGCCUACGGACAUGUCUGGUGUGGUUUGCAGGUAGGAUGGAUGUUCACUGUUUGACCGGGUGGGGUAUCCUUCCUCUCUGCAGUCUCCUUCCCAGUAUGCAUAAACACCCUUAUAGUUCUAAUUGUCUCGAUAUUUCUGUUCUUUCUGAAUUGAGAGAAAAUCCCAUUCGUUGUCUGCAGAUUUGGAAGUUUGAUGAGGAAUUUGGUUAUUGAAAUAUCUGUCUUUUUUUUUUUUUUUUUUUUAGACAGUAUCGCUCUGUUGCCCAGGCUGCAGUGCAGUGGCGCGAUCUCAGCUCACUGCAACCUCCACCUCCUGGGUUCAAGCAAUUCUCUGCCUCAGCCUCCUGAGUAGCUGGGAUUCCAGGCACCCGCCACCACGCCUGGCUAAUUUUUCUAUUUUUAGUAGAGAUGGGGUUUCACCAUCUUGGCCAGGCUGAUCUUGAACUCCUGAACUCAUGAUCCACCCGCCUCAGCCUCCCAAAGUGCUGGGAUUACAGGUGUGAGCCACCAUGCCCGGCCAAAACAUUUGUCAUCUUUAUAAAUGGUCAGAAUAGAAAAGAUAGCUCUGCCAGUAUCUUCAAUUACUUAUUACAAGAAUGUCUUUCAUCAUCUUACUUGGAGCAUUUUCCAAUGACUGGCUCUUGAGAGCCCCAGGCAGGGCCCUGAGCAAGUUUUUCUAAGUUCCAAGGCCAGCAAAGUCUGAACUGGCCGCACUCAUUAAGUCCCUCAUUUGGCAAAACAAAACAGGGCCUGGGGCACCCCUGGUUCCUGGCCUCACGGUCAGUCAACUGGCUGAGAAAUGGUCAAGAAGAGUAACAGUGACCCUUCUGUGGAUGUGAGCGGAUGAUGGACUCUGGCCUAUGUCUACUCUUCUGAUGUGUAGCCCACCAACAGUAAUAGAAGUAGAGGGUAGGGGGUUUUGCCAAGGCUAAGGCUUCAGGUACUUGCUAACAGUUACAGCAGCUGGGUCGCUGUCAUCUGGACUUACCAGUUCAUGCCAGUGUCCCUGUGACUCUUAUGCAUAGUGUGCCCCACAUCCCUCUAGAGGCACCUGGAGCCCGGGCUGCCAGGCUGGAGGCUCUGGUGUACUGAAGGUGAGCUGUCUGGGCAAACUGUUAAGAACAAGACGAACUGUUCCCAGUGGAGCUUCUCCCACAGACGGGGAGCUCUGUGAGGCCUUCACCUGGGUGCAUGUUGGACUUCCACUGCUGUUGCUGCUGUCCCUAGACAAGCCUGUUAGCAAGAAGCGCCGGCAGGGGAGCCAUGCACUCCAUAGGCUUGGGAUCACCCCCAGGAAAGCGAUCUUCCCCCGGCUACCACCCCCAGCUGCAGUUCUGAGCCAGUGCAUCCUUGGAAGCUGGGAGAAUUCUAGGGUGGCCAGUGAGCUAGUAUUGAGUGAGCAGGUAUUGACUUGAACACACUGCAGGCCUUUGGCUGUGUCAUGCUGUCCUUACUCUUCUUGGGAACAGUGAGUCACUCAGCCGGCCAGGGUGGGGAUGCAUCCUGGUGAAGAGACAGCUUUCCCUGAAGAUGCUACAGAAAGUUACUGUCAGAUUUCAUUUGUUUCUGUUUCCUGAGAUCAACUAACAGAAGAAUCCAAUGAUGAGGGUGUCUUCAUUCAUGUUUUACGUUUUAUCAAGGCAGAUUGGAAAGGGAAUUAAUGUGGCUGACUUCCCUUGGCCUUCCCAAGAGAAGAUUCUCUUCUUAUGUUAGAAGAUUCUCUUAUGUGGCUUCUGGAUUCUCUUCUUAUGUGACUUCUGGAAGUGUCUCCUAUCCUCCCAUCCUCCAGGCCUGUGGUGUGACUCCUGCCCCGAAGUUCCUACUACAGUGAGUCAUCUGGGGAGAGGCCAUUGAAAAGAGGCCUUCCCUUCCCAUUUCCUCCCCUGCCACCUUAGAACAUAAGUCAGAACUUAAUCUUAGGAGAAGGAGGCUGGACCAGGAACCUUGGAAGUCAGCCAGCCUAAACUUUGGCCAUAAUGGCUUUGUUUUUUUUUUUUUUUUGGAGAUGGAGUCUCACUCUGU
Molecule: messenger RNA, 5893 nt
Organism: Nomascus leucogenys (northern white-cheeked gibbon)
Lineage: Eukaryota; Metazoa; Chordata; Mammalia; Primates; Hylobatidae
Gene: GLG1
Product: golgi glycoprotein 1
Exons: 27
Coding region: 45-3926 (1293 amino acids)
Cellular component (GO): Golgi membrane
Molecular function (GO): fibroblast growth factor binding
Source: RefSeq, a predicted model, not a curated record